This is a messenger RNA of Coccidioides immitis RS, 1347 nucleotides long. RefSeq lists its product as uncharacterized. Lineage: Eukaryota; Fungi; Ascomycota; Eurotiomycetes; Onygenales; Onygenaceae. The coding region runs from base 1 to 1347 and encodes 448 amino acids. The transcript is spliced from 2 exons. The record is from RefSeq and is a predicted model, not a curated record.
AUGGCAAACUCGAUUUUCAAGCACCCGAGCGAUAUGCAGAACAAGAGCUCUACAAGACCCCUGCUCCUAAAGUUGCCGUAUGCGAUUCGUCGGCAAGUAUAUGUACUGCUAGGUCUUAUCAUACCAUCGACUUCCCAAGUUACACUGUCUUAUCCACCGGAGUAUUUUGUUUUUGUGUGGUCGGCUCAGAGUAAAACAUUCAGAGAAAUCGACGACGACCCACGUCCUCCUGUUUCGAACCAGCUCUUCUACGUUUCUCGCGAGAUCGCAGAUGAUGCAUUACAAGCCUUUUAUUCCGAAAACAAAGUGGUGUUGCAUACCUUCAAUGCCCUCUUCGCGUUGCGGAACCUAAGCCCCUUGGAUCUAAGGUCAUUGACGUUUCUUUCCAUUAAUAUAAAGAUUCGCAAGCCGAUCACUGAAAGGUUUCCAACGCGGUCUAAUGAGCUCGCAUGUGGGCGGCAGGUUGUUGAGGAGUGGAAGAGAUGCUGCGAUAGACUUGCUGCACACAUUCAACCAAACGUCUUGGAGGUUAAGCUCAACCUGGGCACUGGGGAUACUCAUAUCGGUUCGGCGAUGCUGAGGACACUCUCCGCACUCCCGACCUUGAAAGAAUGCUCUGUAGCUUUUGAAAUGGCCAGUAGCCGCGAGCUCCAGCUGUUGACAGAGAGGACUGUUCGCCAAGUUACUGGGCAGAUCGUGUCUUGUCCCCCGUUCCGCUUCGAGGACCUUCCAAUAGAACUCCAGCUCAAAAUUCUUGAAUAUGCAGGUCUCUCCGCGCCGGGGGAUCUUAGAUGGUUGAAGGGGAUCGGCUAUAUUUUGAAUACCUGUGCCGAAAUGGCUUGUGGUAUUCGUGGCUGGGCGGGCAUUAGAUAUAUUGGUUGCCAUAUAUUUCGAGCCCGUUACACUUCCAGGGAUCAUUGUUGGACAUUCCCGGCUUCAUUAUUCCUGGACUAUGCUCCCGGAUCGUCGUCUAUAGCACUCUGGAUCGACAGGCUUGAUUAUAUUACCCAACACUUGAACAUAUCAAACCUUGUUCUCUCGCUCUAUCUGGAGUGCACCGAGAGGUCAUGCGGACAGGCGUCCGACGUCGAUGUGGAAAAUCGCCUACAGCACAAUGUCGCCAUGCCCGAAGUAUAUAAGCGAAUUGUCGAGCCGCUUACUCGUAUAAAGGGAUUAAAAGAUCUUUUUGUGCAUAUGGGUAGACGGGGACGGCAGAGCAAUUUCUUGAACUCGGUACGGAAUAAACAAGAAGCGGAGCUUGAACAGGUGGUAAUGGGCCCGUUGUACGAUGCUCUAGCACGAGGCAAAUACUGGUCGAGGCCGCCUAAUCCGAUUUGCCGGAUGUAG